UCGAAGAUCAGCGGACAGGAGACUUGUGACUUGUCUUAUUCCAAUCCUCCUAAUCACUCACUUUCUCACGAGACUUGCACGAUGGGGCGACGUAUAAAAUCAUUUGCUGCCGGACCUUUUGAAAUCUUACCACAGCAGCGUUCACUUUCCUCAGGUUUGAUGUUAGGGUAGUAUUUUAAGUCUAAUUAGCCAGCACCCGUACCUCGAUCAGGGGUGACACUAAAACCUGCGAUCAGGCGUUUUCCCCCUCGUCUCCCAAACAAAAAGGAAGAAGCACCGUCUGAUCGUAGGUUAAGGUGAUAAUCUUAACUUAUUUUAAAAUUGAUUUAAUUGCAAAUAAUAUACUUCACUUUUGCUUUUAACUUUUGUUUUACUCUAUCUACAUCUACUUCAAAUUAUAAUUAUUACUUAUUAUUUUAUUCAAAAUAUUUUGCCAGUACUGAUUGGCUCCUAUCCGCAGGCUGAUUCUUAAUAAUCAUCAGUUACUUACCAUAUUUGAAAGAUGUAAACUGCUACUAAGGAUGUUCUGCUUUAUACGAUCAGAAGCAAAAUGGCUGCUGUCACUACUGAUUAUUAAUUGGCAGCUUAAGUAACAGUGCUAUACAGUCUAAUAAUCAUUAAUUCCAUUUUCCAUACAAAGAAAAGAUAUAUAUCUUCUAUCUUAUUAAUUAGUACAAUCAUGGAAUUCCGUGGUGCAGAAAAGCCAUAUCAGUUUUUGGCGAGCAGCUCAAGCCAUUUUGCCUCCUACGAGACAGCACGAUCACAAUUUUCCACUGAUGAUUUUUGGGCUUCAGUUAGAAGUGUUAAGCAGGACCAAGGGAAACGGGUAAGAAUACUGCAGUGUGUAACCAUGGGAACUUUGCAGUUGAUAAUGUAAUAAUAAGAAAAUCUUUAUUGGGGAUGACAACAUCAUGCAAAGUGUUUUACUUUAGGGCUCUCAAUAAUAAAUCAUAAAAUGAAAGGUAAAUAAAAAUUAAUGAGAGAAAAACAUAAUUUAACUGCCUAGCAAAGAAUAAGAAUAGCAAAAAAAAUGGAAAAUAGCAGGGUUUCCUUCCUUUUCCUAUCCUUCAACUUGGGAAAUCCCUGCCAGCUUUUAUAUACUGGCUAGAACCUUUCAGGCAGAGCCUCCCUGUAUAGACCCUUGUAGGGAGUACCCCCCCCCCCCCAGGCUGUGUGUGACUGUUUUAAAAAUACAGGUGAUAACUGUACCCCUGUUGUUUUGCAGUAUUCAUUUUUGGAAAAGGUCUGAAGUUGUACAAAGCCAAAAAUACAGAAAGACCAUGGGGGAGACCAGAAAGCUGUUAUGCUUAUUUUAGCUGUAAAAAUUUUUAUUAUUAUGUUAUCAGUAACUGAUGCAAUAAAUUUGUCUCUGCUUUUAUCGCUAUAGGUGCAAAAUCCUCAGGAAAAAGCCAACUACUUUUCUUUACUUACUUUCUGGUGGUUAA
Messenger RNA from Porites lobata, 1445 nucleotides. The record is from the annotation of a GenBank genome assembly. NCBI's taxonomy places the organism in Eukaryota, Metazoa, Cnidaria, Anthozoa, Scleractinia, Poritidae.